Molecule: messenger RNA, 1441 nt
Organism: Ostrea edulis (European flat oyster)
Lineage: Eukaryota; Metazoa; Mollusca; Bivalvia; Ostreida; Ostreidae
Product: M-phase inducer phosphatase-like
Exons: 7
Coding region: 1-1050 (349 amino acids)
Biological process (GO): positive regulation of G2/MI transition of meiotic cell cycle; G2/M transition of mitotic cell cycle; protein dephosphorylation
Cellular component (GO): cytoplasm; nucleus
Molecular function (GO): protein tyrosine phosphatase activity
Source: RefSeq, a predicted model, not a curated record
AUGCCACCCAAUAGCUGCCUGCCCACAAAAAAGGUGGGCAUCCACCAACAAAAACGGCCAAAAUCCAAUGAUAAUUGGAUCCGCCCACCCAAAGGCGACUUGGCGCAGUUUACUAAGCAUAUGAUUUCAACUCUACAAUCGGAUAUCAUAGACGAGGAAUUGUCCUUGGUAAUGACCUCGAGGAAAAGCCCAUCCUAUGCAGUCCAGAACUCAGAGCGCACAACUCGGAGCCAUGAAGAGAAUUUGGAUGACUAUGAAAUGUGGAGAAUUGGUGCAAGCUUAAGGCACUUCGCCACAUUUGAAAACAGACGGUCACUUUUCAACAAGAAACGAGCUCUGGAAAUAUAUGAAAGUCCCUGUUGCCAGAGCAACAAACAAGCUAAACGAUGUAGCGAAAAAAAAUGCCUUAAAUCAACGAUCGAAGAAAAACAUUUGACAAGAAUCGUGCAUACUAUGGAGGCUGCUCUACAGAAUGGUGGAAUCACAGGCGAUGGACGGACAACACUAGGGUUGCCUACAAUUGUUGGGAAACACAACGAUUUGAACAAUAUCUCUGCCGAAACGCUAAGGGAUUUAAUGAAAGGCAAAUAUGCUGACACCAUUGCGAGUUAUCGAAUUAUUGACUGCCGAUACCCGUAUGAGUUUGAAGGAGGUCAUAUUCAGGGCGCAGAAAACAUUUAUACAGAAGAGAGCAUUCUAGGUUUACUUCGCGCCAGACACAGCGCCGCUACAAACAUCAAACGCAACAUUUUAAUCUUUCACUGCGAAUUCUCCACGGAAAGAGGCCCAACAAAAUGCCGGUUUCUUAGAAACAAAGACAGGGACCUCAAUAAAGAGAACUACCCAGUUCUGAACUUUCCAGAAAUCUAUUUAUUACAUAAUGGCUACAUGGACUUUUAUACAAGCUACAAGACACUGUGUGAGCCACCAAGCUACAAGCCCAUGCUUCAUAAAGAUCACUCAAAAGACCUCAAGUUUUUCCGCAAGAAGUCCACGGCCUGGUCAGCGGGCGAGAAAAAGAAGCACGCUCGUCAGUUACUCAGAUUCUAAGAACAAACACCGUGCAUUUGAAUGUUAAAUUGAUUUGAGUGGGUAGGACGGUAAAAUACUUGCCAACAAUUCAAGAAAGAAUCUACAGAUUCGGAAGACAAUGGACAAUAUUUGUUUGAAAGACAACAAUCACUACCUGAUAUUCUCAUAGACUGGGGAACUUUCACGCGCCACAUUCGUUGGUUUCUUCAAGACUGAGGAACUUCCUCGUGCGACCUCUGUCGGUUUCUCCUAGACUGGGGAACUUUCACGUGUCACCUCUGUUGGAAUUUCUUAGGCUGGGGAACUUUCACGUGCGACCUUUGUUUGUUAUGACUGCUCAGCAGUUACUGUUAUCAUUUAUGGAAGUUUAAAAUAGUGCUUUAUCUAUUUAUUUAAACUGUUGUUGAUU